AAUGUUUUGGAAACCAAAUGAUGCGGAACAAUGUAACUAUCCAAGGCCCAAGGCAGCGAUAUUCAAAGACUGGAAAAUGAGUGGAAAAUAUUGAAGCUGCAAAAUGAGAUCGACCAGUUAAAAAAUAAACAACAACGAAGUAACGACACAGACUCAAGCAUUUCUUUCGAAAUUUUAAAGGAGAUCGUUAAGAAAAAUUUCAAGGUCGGCGACGAGAUGAUGCGUGCGCUGAUUCACUACAAAGUUAAGGGCGAUGCUGAAAUAUGGCUGUAUUCAAGCACGAGCGCUACUAUGGACACAGCGGAUAAAAUGUUAAGCCACCUGGAGAAAAUGUUCGUAAUGUCCAAAGAGUCAAAGUUGAGUAUGCGGCAGAAGCUACAGAACUGCGUCUGGAUCAAAGGUGAGGAGUUCUCCAAGUACUACAACGAGAAGUGGCAGCUGGCGGAUAACUUAGCACUGGCAGAAGAUGAAUUUUUGGAAUAUGUCAUUGACGGCAUACACGAUGUCAAUCUACGCAAUCUGGCUAAGUCGCGUUCGUUCAAGACCGGAUUGGAGCUUCUGGAGGCAUUCCGAAACGUUGAGUUGGGCUACGUUCCCAAGCCCAAGUUACUGGAAGACCGUAGAGCAGGAGAUUUUCAGAAGCCACGAGGUAAUGCAGAGUGCUACAAUUGCCACAGUCGGGGCCACCUGGCCAAAGAGUGCCGCAAGCCUAAGAGACAAGAUGGGGCUUGUUACGCAUGUGGCUUGCAAGGACAUGUGGCUAAGUAGUGCAACCAAUACAAGAAGUCGAAGGGCGGGGACAACGAUUAUGUAAGUUAUAUUAAAUUAACAUUUUGUACAAAGAAUAAUACACAUGGGGUUCAAUGUUUAUAGAAUGUCUCAUAGAUUCUGGCAGCCCGAUAAGUAUUAUUAAAAGACGUUUUAUACCAAGUCAAAUAAAAAUGGAAAAGACUACCUCUUUAAGUUACGUUGGAUUAAAUUUAAGUAAAUUACAAAUACAUGGAAGCGUAAAAUGUUCAGUUAAAUUCUCAAAUAAAGAUACUCCCAUGUUAU
Drosophila teissieri is the source of this 1053-nucleotide messenger RNA. RefSeq lists its product as uncharacterized. The coding region runs from base 217 to 768 and encodes 183 amino acids. Gene Ontology annotation, molecular function: nucleic acid binding; zinc ion binding. The record is from RefSeq and is a predicted model, not a curated record. The transcript has 2 exons. Lineage: Eukaryota; Metazoa; Arthropoda; Insecta; Diptera; Drosophilidae.